UCUCUCUCUUAGGUUUCUCUCUCCUCUCUCAUCUUCUCUCAGGUUUCUCUCUCCUCUCUCCUCUCUCAUCCCCUCUCUCUCUCUCUCUCUCUCUCUCUCUCUCUCUCUCUCUCUCCCCCCAGAAGGGCAAAACCUUAAAGUCCCGUUUACACCCCCAAUUCUCAUGGAUGAUGAUGCAUUGAACAUCCGCAAUUGGGGUUACUAUGAGCCCUCCUCAUUUAAGGGGAACUUGGGUCUGCAGCUCAUGUCUAACAUGGCAGAGCGGAAUACCAAGCCCUUUUUACCUGGUAGAGAUCCCAGUCUCAUGGUUGGUGGCAAUGGGACAUUCCAUCCCCGUGAUUGCGUUGUUUCUGAAACUCCUAUGCCUAUGAAUUAUGCUUGGAUAAACCAGCAUAGAGACAAGUUUUUUAACAUGAUCCCGGGCAAUACUACCAAUUAUAAUGUCCUUCCAGAGACUUCCAGUGCUCAAUCCAUGCAGAUUUUGCAGCCACCACCCAGUUCAUCAAGGGACGAGAGGGCGGUGGGUAGAAUUGAAGAACCUGUUCCUAAUAAGGAGGGUGCUCAGUCGAAGAAAAGACAGAGUAGUGGUGCACCCAAAACCCCAAAAGCAAAGAAGCCUAGGAAGCCAAAAGAUAAUAACAAUCCUACAGUUCAACGUGUGAAGCCAGUGAAGAAGAGUAUGGAUGUUGUAAUAAAUGGGAUUGAUAUGGACAUUUCUGGGAUCCCAAUUCCAGUUUGCUCUUGCACUGGAACUCCACAGCAAUGUUAUCGAUGGGGCUGUGGUGGUUGGCAAUCUGCUUGUUGUACUACUAAUGUGUCAAUGUAUCCAUUGCCAAUGAGCACCAAGAGACGCGGUGCAAGAAUAGCUGGACGGAAGAUGAGCCAAGGUGCAUUCAAGAAGGUGUUGGAGAAACUGGCUGCUGAAGGUUAUAACUUUGCUAACCCAAUUGAUUUGAGGACUCACUGGGCUAGGCACGGUACCAACAAGUUUGUCACUAUCAGAGUGGUUCACUGUUGUUGAUUCUCAUC
Messenger RNA from Carica papaya (papaya), 1029 nucleotides. RefSeq names its product protein BASIC PENTACYSTEINE2-like. The record is from RefSeq and is a predicted model, not a curated record. NCBI's taxonomy places the organism in Eukaryota, Viridiplantae, Streptophyta, Magnoliopsida, Brassicales, Caricaceae. Gene Ontology annotation, biological process: response to ethylene. Gene Ontology annotation, molecular function: DNA-binding transcription factor activity; sequence-specific DNA binding. Gene Ontology annotation, cellular component: nucleus.